AUGGCACAUUUUGAUGAAGGAGUGUUUUUAGAUGUUGACCAACUUUUAUCAGAGGAAGCACUGGCAGAACUGUAUUAUGAUGAACAUGAAGAAAUGCAAGAUGAAGAUUUCGAGCAAUAUGAAUCAGAAAAUGAAAAUAUGCAAGAAGAAGAACAAGAGGCAGAUAAUGGGCAACAACGCAUAGAAGAAACUAAUGCAAACCAGAACAUGCAACAUGGGGCAGACCAUGGGACUCAAGCUGCCAGUAGAAAACAGCUGACUUUGCAAAAGAAAAGGGAGAUUGUUGAUGCAAUGCUGGUUACAAUGCAAGAUGGCAUGUUACCUAAGGGACACAUGAAACAGUUAUCCAUCCAAUUCAGAGUUCACAAGUCAACAAUCAGUAGAGUUUUUACUGACAUUAAAAAACAGAUGGCACAGGGGAAUAAGAUUGAUGUCAGGACUAAGAAGUAUGGCAGAACAGGUCCAAAGCCAAGGGAAUUUUCAGAUGAAUUCCUACAAUCAGUCCCUCUAUAUCUUAGGCAGACUAAGAGAAGUUAUGCAGCUGUCCUGAAGAUUUCUCAUGUAACUCUUCACAAUUUGAAGAAAAAAGGAAAGCUCAUAACACAUACAUGCAGUAACAAGCCUGCUCUCACAUUAGACUACAAGGUUGCUAGACUGAAAUGGGUGCUGUCACAUAUAAAUCCAGUCACAGCAGAUGAGGACCCCCCUUUUGUUGACAUGAACCAUGUCAUACAUAUAGAUGAGAAAUGGUUCUAUCUCAAUCCUGACAAGAGAAGAUUUUAUCUCCUUCCAGGUGAAGAAGACCCAUAUAUGGCACAACAGUAA
This is a messenger RNA of Chenopodium quinoa (quinoa), 825 nucleotides long. RefSeq lists its product as uncharacterized. The record is from RefSeq and is a predicted model, not a curated record. NCBI's taxonomy places the organism in Eukaryota, Viridiplantae, Streptophyta, Magnoliopsida, Caryophyllales, Amaranthaceae. Gene Ontology annotation, molecular function: nucleic acid binding. The transcript has a single exon. Bases 1 to 825 code for a protein of 274 amino acids.